Molecule: messenger RNA, 7478 nt
Organism: Aricia agestis (brown argus)
Lineage: Eukaryota; Metazoa; Arthropoda; Insecta; Lepidoptera; Lycaenidae
Gene: GEFmeso
Exons: 12
Coding region: 432-7088 (2218 amino acids)
Molecular function (GO): guanyl-nucleotide exchange factor activity
Source: RefSeq, a predicted model, not a curated record
AUUACUUAGCUCCACGUUCAGUGUUUCUUAUUUUCCGGAUUCCCGAACUUCGUAUCAUAAUAUUAUUAUUAGGAACAAACGCACCACUCACAAGAUUUUAAUACGAAUUUAACAGGCAAGUAUAGACCCGAGAGUCGAGACUCGAGACCAUUACUCUCUGAACGUGAAUGCAUCUCGGAAUUUCCAUGAAAAUAAUCCUUAAAUAAUGGACAUUAGGUUCUGUGAAAGGUAAAUAAACACUGAAUGAACUGUAGAAGCGAGGAGGGAGAGGGAACAUGAGUGCCACUGCAGAGUGUUGCAUUAAAACUUUUUCAUUCACCGCGCUGCGUUCCAAAGAGCGGUCGCGUCGCGUCGUCUACUAUUGUUUAUCAACAAAAUAGUGUUAUGUGAAGUGCAAAUAAACAUGUACAGAUAGCGUUCAAUGUGUAAAGAUGGAUGGGAAUGCUGAUUCGGACCAUUCUAUGACUUGGGAGGACUUUUUCGGUAGCACAACAGAUCUAACACCUACGCUAAUCGGGAUCUACGACUCUCUUCUAGAACCAGCCAAGAGUCUGAAACCAGACGAAAUCCGCUUGGAAACAGCCAAAGAUGCAAGAAACGAUCCUCCAGUAAGAGAAACCAUGCUGGAACAAAAAGAGAGUGUUGUGUUCGCUAGCCCACCGAAAGACCCCUCCAAAAUUGCCGGCAGCAUAAAACUACCCAUCGCAACAAUCAACAAAAGUUCUCUGUACUCAAUACGAACUAAAAGUGAUAAAAAUGGUGCUAUAGAAGUUAGUGAAAGUAAUAAAGAAGUGAAAGACGUUCAAAAAGUAAAACAAGACACAUUUGAUAACCUGUCACCUAAUGUUAAACGCAUAAUAUCAAGCAGUGGAGCCACGACUUUGAAAUUCCAGAAGAAAACAAUGACUGUUGGUAGAUCUUCGACCAGACGGUGUAAUAUACCUCUGGUGGGUGCGACGUCUAAGAUAUCGCAGUCUGGCGUAGAAAUACUACCAUCUGUAGAGAUACAUGAUCAUCCGAGCACUUACAAAGCAGCAGAAUCUCCAGCUAAAGAAAAGGAGACAAAAUUAAACGAACCAGUAACAAAAGUGGAUGAUUCUCCAGCGAAAAUAAUACCAGAGUUUAGAAUAGAAGAGGAACAAACAACGUAUGAUGUUCCUACGAAUAACAGACCAGCAAUAUACGACGUGCCGACUGCGUGUAAAACAGCAUUCGAAUCGUUGUCUCUACCAUUCAUAGAUCAGUCUAUAGAGCUAUCCAUGGCAACAGAUAGAGAAUUCGACACAAAACUACAAUCUAAAGACAAUUCACCACAGAAGCCUGAAAAACCAGUAACGCCAGAAUCAUCUCCAGCGAAAAUCCCAAAAACGGCAGCUAGAUCAAACAGUCUACGCAAAGAAAUCACCACUCAAGAUUCUAGAAAGUUACUUAAGAAUCCAUACCCAGAAACGGUUGGAUCAACUGGGAAUCUCAAACUUUCUCAAGAGAAGGAAGUUAGACUGAAUCCUGCUAUAGAAGUUACUAGACCUCUAUCUAUGAGCUCAAUAGCAUCUUCUAGUUCAACUUCUAGCAGUGGUGUGCAGAAUAAAGGAGUCAAUUCUGCCUAUCUAGCUUCUAUCGAAAGUCUAGAUGAUCACAGUGAUGUUGACAUAACUUCGGCGAAUAGCAAUAAUUUUGUUAAUGGUAUCCUGAAGAGCGAAGACAGAAGUGAGAACUCAAGACAGAGUAUAGUCGACGAGAUGGCAGGUCUCUCCCAGUUGGAGCGGGUCUGCGCUGAAAUCGUUCAAACUGAGAACGUCUAUGUGGAGGACUUGAGACAAGUUGUUGAGGGCUACCUUCAUGUUUGGAGACGAGAGGCGACGUUCUCUGAAGACGAGCUGUCAGAGCUGUUCAACAACAUUGAAGAUAUUUACGCGUUUAAUAGGUCUCUCUGCACCGAACUCAAUAGCUGCAAGCUCGACGCGACCUGCAUCGCUCGAUGUUUCGUCAAUAACACCACAGGUUUCUCAGUCUACACCUCCUAUUGCACCGGAUAUCCGCGCACUAUGGAGAGGUUGGCAGCCCUGGCGUCGAAGCCGCAGAGCGCCCGGGAGUUUAGAGAGAGACAGAUAGACCUGCGACAUCCGUUGCCUCUCGCUUCUUACCUGUUGAAACCCGUGCAGAGAAUUUUGAAGUAUCAUCUGUUGCUGCAGAACGUAGUGAAACAAUGCGCGUCCAGCGACACAGAGUACGCACUGUCCAAGAUGACAGGUAUCGCCCAGCACAUUGACGACAUGAAGAGAAGACACGAACAUGCUGUUAGAGUACAGGAGAUCCAGUCGCUUCUAUACGGCUGGAACGGCCCGGAUCUGACCACGUACGGAGAGUUGUGUGCCGAAGGGACAUUUAGAGUAUUCGGCGCGAAGGCGAUGCGUCACGCCUUCCUCUUCGACAAGAUGUUGCUCGUGACCAAGAACAGGGAGGAUGGGAUACUGGCGUACAAGUCGCAUAUUAUGUGCAACAACAUGAUGCUGGUGGAGUCCAUUGCGGGGGCGCCGCUGUCCUUCCACGUUAUACCCUGGGACGCGCCGAGAUCACAGCUAACACUACAAGCUAGAUCGCCGCGACACAAGCGAGAGUGGACUUUAUUGUUGAAGCGGGUGAUACUGGAAAAUUAUAACGCGGUGAUACCAUCUCAUGCGAGACAGCUUGUGAUGGAGUUGGGACAAAAUAAAACUGAUGAUGAUAUUCUUGCAGAAAAGUCACACAACCUCAUCACGCAAGCGUCAAUGAGAAAGCAGCUAUCAGCGCCAGAGUAUUUAGAGAAGCGGAAACUCGAAAGAGAAAGAAGAAAAUCCUUCGAGUCCAACUCAAGAGGAAGAUCGAAGAAAAUCAACAGAAAAUACACAGCGGGAAGCUCAAGAGAUACGAGUAGAGAGUGCGACUGUGCCCAGGUAUCGAGUGAAAAAGGUAUAGAUUAUACUUGCGAUAACUGCUAUAUAGAUUUAUGUUCAGAUUGUGAAGUAGAAGUAGAUAGGGAAAAGAAAGAAGAUAGAUGCACAUGCCAAGAGAAAUCUCCGGAGAAAAAGUGUCCAGAAUGCGAUAAGGCGUUACAGUAUAUAGAUGCAGGUAGCCCUGAAAGAAAUGAGGUAAAAACUAGCUGUAAAUGCUCAGACUUCAAUUCGUCACAGGAGAGUUUCACCAAAGAUUUCACGAGCUCACUUCACAAGACGCGAGGCUAUCAUUCAUCCGAUAAUAUCAUUGAUUAUGUAGAAUCCAAAGAUUUGACCGAUCCAAAACAUUCGUUAACAAAUGUAAGAAGUAUUCAAAAGACUUGUUUAAAGUGUUGUAAAAUUAAAGAGAACAUCCCAGUAACUGAUUCAAUAAGUAAACUACACGCGAGAAAAUCUAGAUGUAAUGAUAUAGAGAAAUCCAAAAUUGAUACAACGAGAUCGAAGUCCAAAGAUGAUCCUCAAAGAUCAAAGCUUUCGAAAAUAGGUACUUGGAGACGAAAAUCUGAACCAGGUCUUCAACAGAAUGCUAUCAUAAUAAAAAAACUACAGGACAGUGAUAGCGAUAGAAACGAAGCUAAAGGAUCUGAAAAGAUCGAGUUUGAAUGUCGAAAUUGUGGUUCCAAUAAAAUAACAAGAAAAAAUAGAUUGAACGAAGGAUCAUUUAUAUCAGAUAGCGAAAAUGACACCAGACGAAAAGGAAAUGUAAAAUCAAAUUUAGAAAUUAAAAUGUACAAUACUAAAAAUAUGCCAAAGAAAAUAACGAAAAUAAAAAAGAAUAGGGCUAAAGGAUUGCGAUUGCAUGAUACUUCUGCAAGAUUUUAUACUGAUUUCUCGACAGAUAUGUCUACUGAAAAUAUUCUACACAUUACAGAAUCGAAUGAUAGUUUGAACACAGAUAAACCGAAAUCAGAAACCUUGCCGCCGGAAUUGCCGACCAAAUUAAGCAAAGACGAAGACAUCGAUGAAGAGACUUACAGGAAAUUAGUAGAAAAAACUGAUUCGUUUAAAAAGAACGAACUGGAAAAAGUUAAGUUUUUGAAUAAACAAAAAGUAAUCAAUGAAGGUUCUGAAACAGAUGAUAAACAAGACGUAAAGCACCCAAAUGAAGAUGUUCAAGAAAGUUGUGAAGAAACAGAACAGCCAUUGGAGCAAAUCAUUUCUCAGCUAUUGCUGCAAAAUAGAGAAUUCCAAAAACUAUUGAAAAAACAACAGCAAAGAAGUAGCGGACAAAGGCGUCAUCAAAGACUGCUAAAAUCUUACUCCACACCAGAACAAGCUGUGCAAUCUAAAAACGAUUUAGGUAAACUAAAACCUAAAUAUGGUCGCCAACUAUCCGAGAAUAUAGAUGUAGAUAUUGACGAACAAAACAAUGAAACAGAAGAUGGAUCAGACGAUGAUCACAUAUACGAAACCUUGAGAGUGGAAAGUAAAUUAGAUAAGAGGCCACAUGCCAAUGGCACUAAUUUAAAAGACAAUGUUGAUUCUUCUCAAAGCUUUUCUUCGCCUCGUACUUUGCGAGUAACAGAAAGUAAAAAUUUUCGCGGACCAGAAUCUGACUACGUUUACCUAUCUUUUGAUGAGAUUAAACGUCGUGGAUCGCUAGACGAUGGUAUAUACGACGUACCAGUUAAGACACCGGAAAAAGUUAAAGGUGUUGAACAUAAGAAUGACUACUACGUAACUAUGGAGAAGCAGGGACCUCCUACAGCCGAUGAGAAUGUAUACGACAGUCUAAUAGAAGUUUGUAGAAGAAAGAAGGAAGUUCCUGACUCUUUACCUGUAGAUUAUCUACCGAUGAGCCCCGAUCAGCAAAGUCCAAAUACGCCAGAAAUAUGGCUGAGUCGACAAAAAGAGCAUUUUAAUGUUUCCAGAGACAGAAAAUCUGGAUCACUUCCUAGAAGUUUUCAAGUAGUUACAAGUGGCCAAGAGGAUAGUAAUUUAAGCACGUUCAAAUGUAAACCUAAUACAAACAGCAAAACCUAUUUGAACAGAGAUGGAAAAGUUGUAAGCGCAGAUAGACCAUUUACUAUAGCGUCAGAUCAAAGUGAAAUAAGCUACGAUGAUGUUGAAACGUAUAUGAGUGAAGGCGAUAUUCUUAAAUUCAAUAAAAAUUCAAAAGCAAAACAAGAAGAACAGACGCAGGAGAUAAGUCAAUCUACAUUGGAACUUGAAGAAGAAAUUGAUAGAUGUUACAAAAAUAAUUUCGAAAGGGUUAAUUUAGACACGAAUAAAAAUGAAAGUAUUCCAACUACUCUACCUAAUCCAAACAUUUCAUCAACGUCGUCGUGUGAAGCUUUAGCUUUGGAACAAAAUAAUGAAAAAUCAAAACAGGUCGAUAUAAUUCACCCUGAACAUAAAAUAUACAAGCCAACUGGAAAUGUUUUAUCUCUUAAGAACGUUAUUAGUCGUUUCAAAAACCGCACACCACCUAAAAACAAUGAAGAUGCUGAAGUCAACGCUAACGAUAUAAAGAACGAAGUUAAAUCUGAUCUAAAAAGUCCUACGAAUGAAAAAAGAUCUGCUUUGAACCCUAGAAGCUAUUCAAAGAACUUGCUACAACGAUUUAGAAGUAUUAUUGGAGACGAACAACCUGAUGAUAACCAAAAUAAGACUGAAUCUUCCAAAACUUCCGAAAAUGAAGUGGUAAUAACGAAGAAUGAUACAACAGUCGUUGUUACAGCUAGUAGUGAUAAUAGUCCCACAACAUCAGCCAAUAUUACUUUAACAGAUGCACUCAGUAAAAGUGUACAUGAACAAACUACAAGUGAUAGUCAUGAUAAAACUAAUGUUGACAUCAUGUCACAGAGUUGCGACAAUCUUAGCCCAAAACUAAUUAGACCUAAUUUUGAAAAGAGCGUGAGCAUGGUCACAACUAUGUCGCAAUCUGCUGGCAACAACUCAUCGCCUUCAAAAUCAAGCAAUAGUUCCUAUCAAAGCCUAAAUAAGCUACCUAUUUACAUGCAAGGCAGUAAAUAUUUAGGAGCCAGAAUUGCUCAAUCAGAUUAUGAAGAUCCGAUGACCUUGUUAAGUGAAAAAAGUGCCCUUAAAAAUGUAAAUGUACUUAUAAAUAAGCAUGCCGUGAGGCCUGACAGUCUAUUCUCGAAUUCAUCAUUCAUAACCUCCUCCAGUGAAAGCACCUAUCAUGAAAGUAAAGUAGUAACUACAAAAACUGAUAAAGUAACGAAAUGUAAUUCAGAUGAAAACUACUACGAAAAGUCUUUUGAAAAGAUCGAGCAAGUCACAGAUGAAGACGUUUUUAGAGAUUCGGCUGUUUAUUCUGAUCAAGAAGAUGAUGAUGUAGUAGAAAAACCAAAAACAAAUAAAAAUGUGACUAAAAUUGAAAAUGUUCAACAGAAUACUUCAUUGAAAAUGCCUAAAAGUGCUACAAGUGGCGUCACAAGUACCACUCAGUCGUCAGCCAUUACAACUCAUGUUGCUAAAAAAGAAAAGAUAGAAAGUUUCAAACCUGUGAAAUUAAAAAUAGCACCCCCAGUUCCUAUUAAGCCUAAACUGUCUACCAUCCCAUCAGUUCAAACUAUAACAAUGUCUAGUAGAAGAACCAAUCAAACGGAUACUGUUCAUCAAGCAACGAAAACUGUGAAACCAGCGGUGAACAGAUCAGAAUCAUCUCCGCUAGCUAAAAAUAAGACAGAAACUGGAACGAAAGAAGGAGAUAAAGGUAAAGAAGAACCUAAGAAUAGCAUUCAAAUAAAGCGUUCUGGAUUUGAGCGAGCUAGUCUUGACUCAGCAACGAGAAAAACUAGGGUAGUAGUAGAAAAAAAUGUUGUGUCUGAACCGAAAACAUCGAAGUCAGUCCUAGAAAGGCGUUUGGAAAUAGAGAAGAUGACUACAGCGCCAGGAAAAGUGAAUCAAAGUAAGAAACCCGUGCAGGUGACUCGACCGAAAUCUAUUACAACGAAAGUAGCUUCGUUCGAGCGAAGUGUCAGUAUCAGUGAAGUGACAGUUUCGACGAGUGUUGCCAGAAGUGGUCUGGCCAACAGUGUUGUCAGACCAAAAAACGUUUCAAUUCCACCUGGCUCCAGCGAAGACUGUAAAGAAAGUUGGGUUAAACAGGUCGUCAACAAAUUUCAAUGAGCUUGGUUGUUAUUUAGAAUAAUGCCGUAUUAUGUACUUAAUAAUUGUUGAAUCAUGGAGGAUAGAGGCAUGGAUGCUGCAAAGUACUAUUAUAACCUCAAAGUUUUUUUAAUUUAUUGAGAGCUGGAUACAAGUCUUUUGCUUCUCAAAGUUUUAAAUUAAAAAUGUUGCCAGCAUUCCCUUCUUCUAUUGUCUAUGUUCUAUGUUGUAAAUAUUGUUUUUAUCAUCAAACCUCCUUGGCUUGAUUCGUGCCAUAGACAAAAUGACGUGCCAGCACAAAAAAUCUUCGCACCUGUAAAUAAAUUUGUUACUUCUAUAUUUAUUUAACUGUGCCAUCGCCUGUAGUAAAAAAAUAUUAUCAUUGUGCAAUGGAACACAAUAUUUAUUGUU